CCCCAUCCCCCCCUCUCUCCUCCACCCUCACUUCUUCACAACCCGAAGACCAAAAAUUACAAGAAAAAUAGAAUAUACAGAAAUUUUUCUAUCUGGGUUUAAGAUAUACUGAUAUAUACAGACGCUCACUCUCUUUUUUCUGUUAUUUUAUCUUUUUAGAAUUCUCUCUCUCUGUGGUUUUUGUAGUUUAUGGAUGCCGUUGACAUGGUUUCUUUCAUCACAGAGCUUCGUGAAGGGUUUGGCUGACACAUACCCAAUAUUACGAUUUCAGUUAGUCCAAAUCGGAAGAUUUUUGUCUUUUUAUGUGGAAAGCCAUUUCAUUUCUUAUUUAGAAACCUAAAAGGAGAAGAAGAAUGUACUUAUCAGGAAAGGGAGCUUCUUCUGGUGACAAAAAGCUUAGUGUUGCAAAGGCAACUUUGAAUCCCAAUGCCACAGAAUUUGUUCCUUUCGCUCUCAGGUCACCUACAACAAGCAUUAGCAGUUCAGAUGCAUCCUCAAAAUAUGCUACCAUCGCUGCUUCCGCUCCAGGAAAAGGUAUAUUAGAUAGGUCUGAGUCAUCAGUUUCAAAUAACUCUGAUGACGAAGCCCAACAGUACUGGCGCCUUCAGCUCCCAGAUGAUAUUACUCCCGACUUUAAGGUUAUGGGCAUAGAUGAUACACAAGGGAUCAAUAGCCUAUCAUUUUCAAGCUUGUCCUUGACUGAUAUUGAUGAAGGUUCAAGAUAUUCUCCUUCAACAGGCAGUGGGUUUAUGUUGAAGGAGCAGCAAGUGUUAUCACCUCGCCCUGCUAAUGACAAUAGUUUUGCUGAGAAGCUUAGAUAUCCUAUCUCAUCCUAUGGAGAAUAUCAAUCGCCUACAGGGUUUCAUCCUUCACUUGCUAAACCUUGGGACCAACAGAUUGUUGGCAGUGAUCAGCUUGUUGCAAGAGAAGGACUUGAUAGUGGAAAUCCAAGACAAGCUUUCUUAGGCGACUUGUCAAAUGAGCAAUUAUUGGUCGACAAUGCACAUGUGAACCCUCUUGAGAUUUUGGCUUCACAAUUUCCUGGUUUUGCUGCUGAAAGUCUUGCGGAGGUGUAUUUUGCCAAUGGAGGUGAUUUAAACUUAACAAUUGAGAUGCUUACUCAGCUUGAGCUUCAGGUUGAUGGAGGGUUAAAUCAGAAUUCAAAAGCCUUGUCUUCUCCAAACCUUAGUGCGAUGGAUUUUCCUGCCCUUUCUGUGAGAGAUAGUCAAAAUGACUUGGCAAAAUUUGCUGGUGAUGGUCUUCAUCAAAAUGGUAGUCCUUAUCGGUCUUCAGAAAAGCAAGGGGCAUUAUUCUUCAGAUCCAAUUCUUUCAUUCCAUCAAGUGGGGCUACGGAUUUUGCUUCAGCUGUAAGAAAAAUGGCAUCUCAAGAUUCCAGCAUGUGGAAGUAUGAGAGAAAUGGUUCCUCAGGCGCAAGCACUGGAUCAAGUAGGACUUCACAGGUCCUGGCAAGUUCAUAUAGCAGUGGCCAGAGUAGGGGUAUCUAUGCUGAUAAGUUGCAAAGUCGAGGAUCAACUCAUGCAUCUCCGAUGUGGCUUGAGACUGGAGAAGCAGUCGCAAAUAUGUACUCUGAAAUGCGGGAGGAAGCUCGUGAUCAUGCACGCGUACGUAAUGCAUACUUUGAGCAGGCACGGCAGGCAUACCUCAUUGGUAACAAAGCCUUAGCCAAGGAGUUGAGCCUUAAAGGACAGUUGCACAACAUGCAGAUGAAAGCAGCUCAUGGGAAGGCACAAGAAACUAUUUAUCGUCAGAGGAAUUCUGACAUUCAGACAAAUGGGAGAGAGAGAAUGAUUGACCUGCACGGUCUACAUGUGAGUGAAGCUAUUCAUGUGCUCAAGCGUGAGCUGGCAGUGAUGAAGAAUGCAGCCAGGUCAAUGGACCAAUGUUUGCUGGCUUACAUAUGUGUUGGGACUGGUCACCACACCAAGGGUUCUCGAACUCCUGCUCGACUCCCAACUGCCGUCCAGCGCUACCUGCUAGAGGAGGAGGGUCUUGACUACUCUGAGCCACAGCCGGGGCUCCUUCGAGUUCUCAUAUACUGAACCAGAAAGGUAUAGGAGAUUUUUGACAGUGCAUUAUCACUCAACCCAUGUGGAGGGGAGAAGAAAAGCGAAAAUGAAAAAAAAGAAAAAGGAAAAUAAAAAAAAAGGAAUGUUGUAUCUGUAAAUGGGGAAAAAUGGAGUAGGAUAACUCUGCAGAAGGGAAAAGGUAAAAGAAGAAAAAUAAAAUUAAAGGAUGUUGAAAGGUAAGAGGAAGGCAGCUGUCUGUACCAUUACUGUGUAGUUGGCCGAAGUCAUUUUGUAGCUGACAGCAAUUUGCAUCGGCCUCUUUUUGUAACUUUUGUACCGUUUUCUUUUGUUUAUUCUCUUUUAGAAAAUAUUAUGCAGAUGUAACUGAUAGAAUUCUUUCAGAUGAUAGCUCAAGUUUCUCCAAUUA
Sesamum indicum (sesame) is the source of this 2454-nucleotide messenger RNA. Its product is annotated as polyadenylate-binding protein-interacting protein 7. The record is from RefSeq and is a predicted model, not a curated record. Lineage: Eukaryota; Viridiplantae; Streptophyta; Magnoliopsida; Lamiales; Pedaliaceae.